AUGCUUGCUCUCGUAACAAAUCCAGAUGGAGUACUUGCUCCAGGAACAAAUCCAGAUGGCGUGCUUGUUCCCGGGAUUAACCUGGAUGGCUUACUUACUCCAGGAACAACUCCAGAUGGUGUGAUUCGUCCAGGAACCAAUCCAGAUGGCGUGCUUGCUCCAGUAAUAAGUCCAUAUGGCGUUCUUGCUCCAGGAACAAGUCCAGAUGGUGUGCUUCUCCGAGGAAAAAGUCCUAAUUGUGCGCUUGCUCCAGGAACAUAUCCAGAUGGCGUGCUUGCUUCAGGAACAAGUCCAGAUGGCGUGCUUGCUUUAGGAACAAGUCCAGAUGGCGUGCUUCCUCCAGGAACCAAUACAGAUGGCGUUCUUGCUCCAGGAACAAGUUCAGAUGGUGUGGUUCCCCGAGGAAAAAUUUCUAAUGGUGUGCUUGCUCCAGGAAGAAAUCCAGAUGGCGUGCUUGCUUCAAGAACAAAUCCAGAUGGCGUGCUUGCUCUCGUAACAAAUCCGGAUGGAGUACUUGCUCCAGGAACCAAUCGAGAUGGCGUGCUUGUUCCCGGGAUUAACUUGGAUGGCUUACUUACUCCAGGAACACCUCCAGAUGGUGGGAUUCGUCCAGGAACCAAUCCAGAUGGUGUGCUUGCUGCAGGACCAAGUCCAGAUGGUGUGCUUGCUCCAGGCACAUAUCCAGAUGGCGUGCUUGCCCCAGGAACAAGUCUAGAUGGGGUGCUUCCCCGAGGAAAAAGUCCUAAUGAGGUGCUUGCUCCAGUAACAUAUCCAGAUGUCGUGCUUCCUCCAGGAAGCAAUCCAGAUGGCGUUCUUGCUUCAGGAACAAGUCCAGAUGGUUUGGUUCCCCGAGGAAAAAUUCCUAAUGGUGUGCUUGCUCCAGGAAGAUAUCCAGAUGGCGUGCUUGCUCCAGGAACAAAUCCAGAUGGCGUGCUUCCGCCAGGAGCAAGUCCUGAUGGUGUGCUUGUUUCAGGAACCAAUCCUGAUGGAGUGCUUCCUCCCGGAACCAAUCCUGAUGUUGUGCUUGCUACAGAAACAAAUUCAGAUGGUAUGCUUGCUCUCGUAACAAAUCCGGAUGGAGUACUUGCUCCAGGAACCAAUCCAGAUGGCGUGCUUGUUCCCGGAAUUAAUUUGGAUGGCUUACUUACUCCAGGAACAACUCCAGAUGGUGUGAUUCGUCCAGGAACCAAUCCAGAUGGCUUGCUUGCUUCAGGAACCAAUCCAGAUGGCGUUCUUGCUCCAGGAACAAGCCCAGAUGGUGUGCUUCUCCGAGGAAAAAGUCCUAAUUGUGUGCUUGCUCCAGGAACAUAUCCAGAUGGUGUGCUUGCUCCAGGAACAAAUCCAGAUGGCGUGCUUCCGCCAGGAACAAGUCCUGAUGGCGUGCUUGCUUCAGGAACCAAUCCUGAUGGGGUGCUUGCUCCAGGAACCAAUCCUGAUGGCGUGCUUGCUCUGGGAACCAAUCCAGAUGGAGUGCUUGAUCCCGGGAUAAACCUGGACAGAGUACUUGCUCCAGGCACAAGUCCAGAUGGUGUCCUUCCUCCAGGAACAAAUCCAGUUGGUGUGCUAGCUCCAGGAACAAAUCUAUAUGGCGUGCUUGCUCUAGGGACAAAUCCAGAUGGCCUGCUUGCACCGGGAGCUAAUCCAGAUGGUGUGCUUGCACCGGGAACAAAUCCAGAUGGUGUUUUUGCUCCGGGAACCAAUUCAGAUGGAGUGCUUGCUCCAGGAGCAAGUCCCAAUGGUGUACUUUUUCCAGGAAUAAAUCCAUAUGGUGUGCUUGCUCCGGGAACCAAUCCAGAUGGCGUACUUGCUCCAGGAACAAGUCCAGAUGGUGUACUUGCUCUAACAACAAAUUCAGAUGGUGUGCUUGCUCCAGGAACAAUUCCAGAUGGCGUGCUUGCUCCAGGAAUAAAUCCAGAAGGAGUGAUUCCUCCAGGAACCAAUGCAGAUGGUGUGGUUGCUCCGGGAAAAAAUCUAUAUGGUGUGCUUGCUCUGGGAACAAAUCCAGAUGCUGUGCUUGCCCCAGGAAGAAAUCCAGAUGGUGUGCUUGCUCCAGAAACAAAUCCAGAUGUUGUACCUUCUCCAGGAACAUAUCCAGGUGGUAUACUUGCUCCAGGUACAAUUCCUGGUGGAGUGGUCUGGAAAAUUAAGGAAAGCUUUGUAAUUUGA
Acanthosepion pharaonis is the source of this 2166-nucleotide messenger RNA. The record is from the annotation of a GenBank genome assembly. Lineage: Eukaryota; Metazoa; Mollusca; Cephalopoda; Sepiida; Sepiidae.